AUGAACUCCAUUGAGGGAAGCAGCAUGAACUAUUACGUUCCGCUUCAGGACGCCGAAACUCCACCGAAGAAAUGUAUCAGCGUUUUACCCGCACGUCGUGUAGUUCGUAUACUGAACAGCCGAUACGCACUGACGGCUACGGGAUAUAAGUACCUGGACAUCGGCAUCAACGUUGGACCGCCGAGUUACGUCGAGAUUGCGAUAGGAGAUCAUCGAGGAAACGAGCUGAUCCUAUCUCUCGAAACGUGGAAGGAACUCUACGAACAACGAUGGAACAUACAGAACCAUCUCUGCAAGGAUGUUCGCGGCCGUCCUCUCACCGUUGGACCGUUGACGGUGCGAUUCAGUGAGAGUCCAGUGUGUGAUACCAAACUCGUGUGUCUGGAUUCGUCCGACGUACGUUUGAUGAUGACCGAAUCGACGUUCUUCUCCAUGCUUAACCUGGACAGCUGCAUCGAGCUGACGUACGCUCAGUUGGAUUGUGUCGUCGAACAGGUCGAUGCGAAGUUCGUACGAUUUUCGAAUAUCGCGUCCGCCGAGACUAAGGAUGCGUCGAACGCCAUACGCGUCAGCGCAUGCUUCAACACCAAUAACACUAUAGAUUGUGAACUGUUGGCUUUGGUUUUUAAGGAUGACAUAUUCCAUUUGCGGAACCUAUAUGGAGAAGAUGAGUGGGCGGAGGAAAAUUGGGACGAAUGGGAUGAUAUCGAAAUAAUCGAUAGAAAGAGGAAGGCAACUGAGGAGGACGAAGAGAUGGUGGAGAACGUCAGCAAGAGGCUGAAGAUAGAGGAAGACGAUAAAGACGACGACGAUAUCGAAAUAAUAUAUGAUAAAAAACGAGUGCGGUUCGAGGAAGACGACGACGAUGAUGUCGUAUUCCUCUUUGAAAGAAAGAGGGUAAGGAUGGAGGAAGAGGACGAAGACGAGGAAGAGGAGGAAGAGGCAGAGGAGAGCGAGGAAGAUGAGGAGGAGAGCGAGGAAGAUGGGGAAGAGGAGAGCGAGGAGAGUGAGGAAGAGGAGACAGAAGAUGAGAGCGAAGAAGAUAUAUCUGAAGGAAAGGAGGAGUAG
This is a messenger RNA of Ooceraea biroi (clonal raider ant), 1068 nucleotides long. Its product is annotated as aspartic and glutamic acid-rich protein-like. The record is from RefSeq and is a predicted model, not a curated record. NCBI's taxonomy places the organism in Eukaryota, Metazoa, Arthropoda, Insecta, Hymenoptera, Formicidae.